Messenger RNA from Nerophis ophidion (straightnose pipefish), 3864 nucleotides. RefSeq names its product myosin binding protein Ca (gene mybpc2a). Lineage: Eukaryota; Metazoa; Chordata; Actinopteri; Syngnathiformes; Syngnathidae. Gene Ontology annotation, molecular function: protein binding. The transcript has 29 exons. The record is from RefSeq and is a predicted model, not a curated record. Bases 85 to 3546 code for a protein of 1153 amino acids.
GAUAAAAAGGGAUGGAGGAGGAAGUGGAGGCUUAUCUUGAGACUAGAAGAAGACGACACUGUAAGAGGAGACCGACUGACAGACAUGCCUGAGCCACAGCAGCCAGAUGCCCAGGCGGCCGCCGCAAACACGGAGCCCGGGGACGAGUUGCCGCCUGACGAGGCUGCGCCAGGCGAGGACCCUCAGCUCUCAGAACUGACCGGUCUGUUUGUGUUGAAGCCAGAGAGCGCCACAGUCACCCAAGGCAAGGAUGUAAUGUUUGUGGCCAAAGUGGACUCUUCCACCCUGAUGAGGAAGCCCACCUUGAAAUGGCUGAAGGGGAAGUGGCUGGACCUGGGAAGCAAGGCUGGGAAGCACUUGCAGUUCAAGGAGACCUAUGACAGAAGCACCAAGGUCUACACCUACGAGAUGCACAUCAUCAAAGCGGUGGACGGAGACGCAGGUGGCUACCGCUGCGAGGUCACCUCCAAGGACAAGUGCGACAGCUGCACGUUUGAGGUGUCGGUGCAGGCGGUGCAAGAGGAGCAGCAGGACAACAUUUUGGAGGCCUUCAAGCGAUCAGGAAACGCAGAUGAAGACGCCGGCGAUCUGGACUUCAGCGCCCUGCUGAAGAAAAGGCAAAAGAAGCAACAGGCGGCGCCCAAAGAGGAAGUGGACGUGUGGGACAUCCUGAAGGCGGCCAAGCCCUGCGACUACGAGAAGAUCGCCUUCGAGUACGGCAUCACCGACCUGAGGGGCAUGUUGAAGAGGCUGAAGAAGAUGAAGACGGUGGAGCCCAAGAAGAGCGACGCCUUCCUCAGGAAGCUGGAGCCGGCGUACUCGGUGAACAAAGGCAAGAAGAUCCAGCUGAGCGUGGAGGUGGCCGACCCCAACACUCCCAUCAAGUGGCUCAAAAACGGACAGGAAAUCAAACCGUCGGCCAAGUACGUGUUUGAGAGCGUGGGCAACAAGCGGACGCUAACCAUCAACAAGUGCAACCUGUCUGACGACGCGGCCUACGAGUGCGUGGUCGGCGAGGAGAAGUGCUUCACCGAGGUCUUCGUCAAAGAACCUCCAGUGACCAUCACCAAGCUGCUGGACGACGUCCACACGGUGGUGGGAGAGAAGGUGGAGUUCGAGUUGGAGGUCUCGGAGGAAGGAGCUCACGUCAAAUGGAUGAAGGACGGCGUAGAGCUGACCAAAGACGCCGCCGCUUCCAAGUACAGAUUCAAAAAGGACGGCAAGAAGCACAUCCUGAUCAUAAACGACGCCAGCAAGGAGGACGUAGGCACCUACUACGCCUUCACCAACGGUGGGGAGUCCAAGGCCGAGCUGGAAGUCGAAGAAAAGGAGCUGCAGGUUUUGCAGAGCAUCGCCGACUUGACGGUGAAGGCGAGCGAGCAGGCCGUGUUCAAGUGUGAGGUGUCCGAUGAGAAAGUGACGGGCAAAUGGUUGAAGGACGGCGUGGAGGUCAAGCCCAGUGAUCGCAUCAGGAUGACGCAUGUUGGAAGGACACACAAGCUGACGAUCAGCGAUGUGAAGCCCUCCGACGAAGGAGAUUAUACGUUUGUCCCCGACGGCUACGCGCUCUCACUGUCGGCCAAACUCAACUUCUUGGAAAUCAAGAUCGACUAUGUUCCCAGACAAGACCCUCCUAAAAUCCACCUGGACACCAGCGGCACAGGGGGCCAGAACACCAUCACGGUGGUGGCCGGCAACAAACUUCGCUUUGACGUGGAGAUUUCCGGGGAUCCACCGCCUGUCGUGUGCUGGAAGAAGGGAGACAAGGUGAGGGGGGGAGUGGGACGCCUCGCCCGACACGUCGCAUGGUUUCAGUAUCCGGGUGACACUCCCUUGCGACCGCAGGCGGUGAGCGAGUCGGAGGGCAGGGUCCGUGUGGAGACCAGGAAGACGCUGAGCAGCUUCGUCAUCCAGGGGGCGGAGAAGGGGGACGAAGGCCUGUACUCGCUCACCGUGGCCAACCCUGCGGGCGAGGACCAGGCCGAGCUCUUCGUCAAGGUUGUGGAUGUGCCCGAUCCUCCUGAGAAUGUCAAAUGCACAUCAGUGGGCGAGGACUGCGCCACCGUCACAUGGGACCCCCCUGCAUUUGAUGGCGGAGUGCCCAUUAAAGGUUACCUGAUGGAGAGGAAGAAGAUGGGCUCGUCCAGGUGGACCAAGCUCAACUUUGACGUCUACGAGUCCACCAUGUACGAGGCCAAGAAGAUGAUCGAGGGCGUCCUGUACGAGAUGAGAGUGUUUGCCGUCAACGGCAUCGGCAUCUCCCAGCCCAGCGCCAACUCCAAGCCGUUCAUGCCCAUCGCCCCCACCAGCGAGCCCACCCGCCUGACGGUGGAGGACGUGACCGACUCCACCUGCGCCCUCAGGUGGCUUCCUCCUGAGAAAGUGGGUGCUGGAGGCAUCGACGGUUACAUCAUCGAGUACUGCCCGGAAGGAAGUGACCAGUGGGUGCAGGCCCACCAGGAGCCGGUGGAGAAGAACCAGUACAGAGUGAAGGGUCUCCCCGUGGGGGAAAAGAUGUUGUUUCGGGUGGUGGCCGUCAACAUCGCCGGGCGAAGCCCCCCCGCCACACUUACGCAGGCCGUCACCAUCCGAGAGAUCAUGGAACAUCCCAAGAUCCGUUUACCUCGCCAUCUGAGGACCCGACUGGUCAGGGUUGUUGGCGAGAAGGUCAACUUGGUCAUCCCAUUUCAGGGUAAACCUCGCCCGGUGGCAACGUGGUUCAAAGAUGGCGUCCCUCUGGAGGACCGAAGCGUGGGCACCCGGUCCAGCGAUGUGGACACCAUCUUCUUCAUCCGCUCGGCCGACAGGAACCACUCGGGGAAGUACACGCUGUCCGUGCAGAUCGAGAACAUGGCGGACAGCGCCGACAUCCACCUCCAGGUCGUAGAAAAGCCCGGCCCCCCCAUCGCGGUUCAGGUCACAGAAGUUUGGGGUUUCAACGCCUCACUAGAGUGGAAGCCGCCCAAGGACGAUGGAAACUCUGAGAUUAUUGGCUACACCGUUCAGAAGGCCGACUCCAAGACUAAGGAGUGGUUCACGGUCUACGAGCACAACCGCAGGCCCGGCUGCACCGUGUCCGACCUCAUUAUGGGGAACGAGUACUCCUUCCGAGUGUUCAGCGAGAACAUAUGCGGCCUGAGCGAAGAGCCCGGCGUCAGCAAGAACACAGCAAUCGUUCGGAAAACAGGUUUGGAGUGCAACCCUUGCCACUUCAAAGAGAAGGACCGCAACACAUCCCCAAAGUUUACAGCGCCCCUGGUGGACAGGAGUGUGAUUGCAGGUUACACCACAACCAUCAGCUGCGCCGUCCGUGGUUACCCUAAGCCCAAGAUCAUCUGGAUGAAGAACAAAAUGAUCAUCGGCGAAGACCCCAAGUUCAUGAUUCUGAACCACCAAGGCGUGCUGACGCUCAACAUCCGCAAGCCCGGCCUGUAUGACGGCGGUCGGUACUCCUGCAAGGCCGUCAACGCCCUGGGCGAGGACGAGGUGGAGUGCAAAUUGGAAGUACGAAUUGCCCAGGAGAAAGGCGGGGAGGCGAAGAAGUGAAGAGCGACGCAGGCGAGGAGGAAGUCCAACAAGAUGGCUUCUAAUGGAUUAUGUGCUGAACAAAUAUGAUUAAAAUAGAUCACUAUAAAGACAGUACUGACCCCCUCCCAUAUGCUCGCCUUUCACCGCCGCCAUGAUGGAUGCUACAUCGCUAAUGUGCCAUAAAUUCUUAGUGGCACACACACACACACACACACACACACACACACACACACACACACACACACACACACACACACACACACACUAGUGUCUUAUCUGUGAAGUGGAACUGUGUGAGCGCGCUUCUAAAGCAGCCAUAAAGUCCAUUACAUCCCC